AUGGUCAGUCAGGCAGCCAUGCGAGGCCAGCGUGUGGUGGAGAGCGAGUGUAGGUGCUGGAACCCAACCGUCUGGGUCCUGGUGUCUCUGCUAGGAACCCUCGUCUUGGUGGCCUUCAGUGUGUUGCUGCGACUCGGUGAUUUGAAAAUAAACAGACGGGCUGUAUCCAUCAAAGACAAGAAUGUAGUUGUGAUUGAAAACUGACGGCAAAAUGGGACCCUGACAGAUAUCUGCUUUAUCUCCAAAGUUCAACUGGUGAAUGGUCGUAACAGGUGUGAGGGCAGAGUGGAGGUGCGCUACAAUGAAUCAUGGGGCACAGUGUGUGACGACGACUGGGACAUGGUGGAUGCCAACGUGGUGUGUCAGCAGCUGGGCUGCGGAGUGGCUGUGGCGGUGGGCAGCAGCUCUAAGUUUGGACAAGGCACAGGGCCCAUCCUGCUGGAUAAUGUGGACUGCAGAGGAAGUGAAACAGACCUCAGUCAGUGCCGUAGUCUGGGCUGGGGCAUCCACAACUGUUACCACUAUGAGGAUGUGGGUGUUACCUGCAGAGUGGUAGGGGCAAAAGGUUUUGAGGACCGCACCACACCGCCCCUGGAGAACUCCGGUUUACGAGAUGGCACCAUCCGUCUGGUGAAUGGACAGAACGCCUGCCAGGGCCGGGUAGAGAUCUACUACCAGGGAAAUUGGGGGACAGUGUGUGACGACGAUUGGGUCCUCAACAAUGCCCGGGUGGUGUGCCAACAGACAGGCUGCGGUAUUGCUGUCUAUGCACACACCAACUCCUACUUUGGCUACGGAACCGGCCUGGUUCUCCUGGACAACGUCAACUGCCAAGGCACUGAACCGGACCUGACUAAAUGCAAAAGCCUAGGCUGGGGCAAACACAACUGUGGCCACCAUGAGGACGCUGGGGUCACCUGCACUGGAUCCACUACUCUAUCUCCUCCAGUAACGCAAAACCAGAGAGGGCUCUGGGCAACAUAUAACACAGAAGCAACUGCUAAAGCUCCAGUCACCAACGCACUAAGUACAACAACUGUUACCACAACGGCACAGACAAAAGCCAAACCAGCCAUUCGUGUGAUGAAUGGUAACAGUAGCUGCCAGGGCCGUGUAGAGGUCCUAUACAAAAAUGUUUGGGGCACGGUGUGUGAUGAUGACUGGGACAUGCCCAACGCCAACGUGGUGUGUAGGCAGCUUGGCUGUGGCCCGGCUAUCGCAGCUAAGGCCCAGGCCUUCUUUGGCUACGGUAGCGGCCCGAUCCUCCUGGACAAUGUGGAAUGUAGCGGCUUUGAACUGGAGCUGUCCCAGUGCUUCAACCUGGGCUGGGGUCAGCACAACUGUGGCCAUCAUGAGGAUGCUGGAGUUAUCUGUGCACCUUUUGAAAACUACAUUGCAAAUGGACGUGACUUUAGAGUAACAGAAAGGAUACCCGCCACCACCACCACCGCACCACCCUCCCAAGGAAUGCUAAGACUGGUGGGUGGCCAGCACCAAUGUGAGGGUCGGGUGGAGAUGUACUCAAAUUCUGAAUGGGGCACGGUGUGCGAUGAUGCUUGGGACCUCCCUGACGCCCAGGUUGUGUGUCGUCAACUGGGCUGUGGAGAGGCCAUGGCGGCUCGGGGGGAAGCUUUCUUCGGGCCCGGCAAGGGAACAAUCCUGCUGGACAAUCUCAAGUGCAGCGGUGUGGAGGCCUCUCUGAAGGACUGCUCCCAUAUAUCCUGGAAUGUGCACAACUGUGACCACUCUGAAGAUGCUAGUGUCACCUGCUCACUGUCGUGA
This is a messenger RNA of Morone saxatilis (striped sea-bass), 1782 nucleotides long. It is a transcript of the gene ssc4d, whose product is annotated as scavenger receptor cysteine-rich domain-containing group B protein. The record is from RefSeq and is a predicted model, not a curated record. The transcript has 10 exons. Gene Ontology annotation, cellular component: membrane. NCBI's taxonomy places the organism in Eukaryota, Metazoa, Chordata, Actinopteri, Moronidae.